AAAGCAUUAGAGCAUGAGAGUGUUAAUGACCAUCUCGAGCCAUCUCGCCCAGGCGCACCGCUCGCUCGAGGAGCUCAAGCUGCGCAACGAGCGGAACCGGAUCAUGCGGCUCGAGGUGCUGCUGCAGAUGGGCUCCCUCUCGCUCGCCCUCGCCGCCGUCUCCGGCGGUUUCUUCGGCAUGAACCUGCACUCCGGCGUGGAGGAGGUGCCGCACCUGCUCUGGCUCGUGGCGGGCGGCACCGCCGGCGCGUCGACGCUGCUGCUGCGCGCCUUCCUCCGCUCGGCGCGCGCGCCUCCCCGCCCGCUGGCCUCAUCCACGGCACGACCACGGCACGGCCGGAGCACGCCCCGCUUACUCGCCGGAGAAGAGACCGUACGCGCAGGAGGAGAAGCUGCUCGCCAACGGGGCGAGCUCGCGCCGCCCUCGCAGAGCUUCGGCGAGGGCGGGAACGGCGGCGCGGCGGCGCCCGUCUCGCGCGCGCGGCUCGCAAAGGCGCUCGCGGCGACGGGUGCCACCCUGGACGAGCCGCAGCUGCGCGCGCUGCACCACCUUCUCGCCGAGGACGAGGACCAGGUGUACGACGUGCUCACCCGGCCACGCGGGGGCGAAGAGGGGCGCGGCGUGGGGCCGUAGAGCGCUCGCAUCGCGCGUGCGUAUAUAGGGAUGUAGCCUCUCGCGUUGGCACGCUGUACAAAAGGGCGGGCUUGGAGAGAGAGGAGAGAAAACGGUUCAGUUCUC
This is a messenger RNA of Emiliania huxleyi CCMP1516, 739 nucleotides long. RefSeq lists its product as hypothetical. The record is from RefSeq and is a predicted model, not a curated record. Lineage: Eukaryota; Haptophyta; Isochrysidales; Noelaerhabdaceae. The transcript has 4 exons. The annotation marks the transcript as partial.